CACUCUUUGCCAUCAGGCUGAUGGUCAAUAAUCGGGAGAAACGUGCUCGGUGCCCGCUCCCGCCCGGUCCACGUCCAUUUCCUGUGGUAGGAAAUGUAAUGAGUGUGAAUUCCAAAGAACCUUGGGUUACAUAUACAAACUGGGGAAAAACAUAUGGGCCCCUUGUGUAUUCUCGUUUGUUCAGCAAAGACAUAAUUGUCAUCAACUCUGAGAAAAUAGCAAAAGAUAUACUCGACCGUCGAUCGAGUGUUUUCUCUGAUAGGCCGACAUUAACCACAAUUGAUCUGUUUGGAUGGACUUGGAAUGUCGCAUUUAUGCCUUAUGGUGAAAGGUGGCGACAGUGCAGGCGGCUUUUUCAUCAGACAUUUCGCCCUGAAGCUGCACUCACCUAUCGUCCAGUGCAAAUGCUUAAGAGCAUGUCUUCUUCUAUUAUUAUGGCCGUUGCUUAUGGAUAUGAUACCGCACCACGCCAUGAUGCACUCGUUAAAAUUGUCGAGGAUACUCUUAAUCUCGCAAUUGGAGUGGUAACACCUGAAAAAGCAGCCCUACUGGGUGCAUUUCCGUUUCUCCUUCGACUACCGUACUGGUUACCAGGGGCAGGAUUCCAGAAGAAGGCACAAGAGAGCCGCCAGGUCAGCAAAGAACAAGUAGAUGCGCCUUAUCGACAUGUCACACAGAAUCUGACUUCAAACUCGCUGCUGCCAUGUAUCUGCUCAGACCUUUUGGGUCGAAUGAAGGAUGGUGGAAACGUAGAGUACCACGAAAACCUAGUAAAGGACGUGGCAGCAACCGCUUUCAAUGCCGCAUCAGAAACUACUUCUUCAGCCAUGCUCAUCUUUACUCUUGCAAUGCUACAGAAUCCCAAAGUCCAAGCAAAGGCCCAGGCUGAAAUCGACGCUAUAGUGGGCCGGGAUAGGCUUCCUGAGUUCAGUGAUAGGGCAUCGUUGCCCUACAUUGAUGCUGUACUUCGUGAAACGUUGAGAUGGCAUCCUGUUGUACCGUUAGGCAUUGCGCAUGCUGCUACUAAUGAUGAUAUAUAUGAAGGGUACUACAUACCCAAAGGCGCAACUGUGAUGGCAAAUUUAUGGGCAAUGUCUCACGACGAGAGCAUUUAUCCAAAUCCAUAUGAAUUCAAGCCUGAAAGGUUUCUUUCGAAUGGAAAGCUUGUCGACGAUGUUGUAAGCUACGCAUUCGGGUUUGGGAGGCGAGUAUGCAUAGGUCGACAUGUGGCCGAUGCAAGUUUAUGGGCAGGCAUCGCAUCCGUUUUGUCCGUAUUCAAUAUAAGAAAGGCAGUAGAUGACUUGGGAAAAGAAGUUGAAUUUCAGGUCGAAUGGACUUCUGGAUUAACGACCCACCCACUCCUCUUUCCAUGUGUCAUCGAACCACGAAGUCUGGAAAUGACUCCACAGAGGUUGGCUGAAAUGAUUGCUGUACAUGGAUGAAGAAUGAUCACAGUGUCUAUCAAUGUACUAGUAACAGGAUACAAACAUACUGAUGUAUAAGAGAAAUGAGCUAGAUGUACCUCUUGUUCCUUUUUAUCCACUGUUUGUUGUA
This is a messenger RNA of Serpula lacrymans var. lacrymans S7.9, 1554 nucleotides long. RefSeq lists its product as uncharacterized. The record is from RefSeq and is a predicted model, not a curated record. Gene Ontology annotation, molecular function: monooxygenase activity; iron ion binding; heme binding. The transcript has 12 exons. The coding region runs from base 21 to 1442 and encodes 473 amino acids. Lineage: Eukaryota; Fungi; Basidiomycota; Agaricomycetes; Boletales; Serpulaceae.